Molecule: messenger RNA, 3503 nt
Organism: Xiphias gladius (swordfish)
Lineage: Eukaryota; Metazoa; Chordata; Actinopteri; Istiophoriformes; Xiphiidae
Gene: zbtb48
Product: zinc finger and BTB domain containing 48
Exons: 11
Coding region: 315-2651 (778 amino acids)
Biological process (GO): regulation of transcription by RNA polymerase II
Molecular function (GO): RNA polymerase II cis-regulatory region sequence-specific DNA binding; protein binding; DNA-binding transcription factor activity
Source: RefSeq, a predicted model, not a curated record
CCAACGUAGCCACAAAUAAACACGUUCUUUUUUAGGAGGUUUAUUGUUAAUGUUGUGAAUGUUGUUGUUUAAUACUGGACAACAAACAUCUUUCCCGGAGUUCUGUCGCGUAAAUACCGUCACAUCCUCUUCCUUUUGCAAUUUUUUAGGGGCCUACAAGAAACGAAAACAAGGUGCAUGUAGCUAGGCUCGGCUGUUUUUUUUUUUUUUUUUCCCCCUCACCCCAUUUACAUUACAUCCGAGGCGGGUGCAGCGUAUCAACAGAUACGAGUAAAUAAGCGGUUUUGAUCGGUCCUGCAGAUGUGAGUGUCGAAAUGCAGCUGUCGACGAAAAUGUACAGUGAAGCUGGAGGGAUGCCCGCAGCCGAGAGCCACCACGCUCAGCGCGUCCUGUCCUCCCUGAACCAGCAGAGGGCAGUAGGGAGGUUUUGUGAUGCAGCCUUGAACGUGGGAGGUGGGGUGGUCUACCUCGCCCAUCGCAACGUCCUCGCCUGCUUCAGUGAACUGUUCCAGCAGUCCAACAUGCCCGCCUCACCGUGCAUGGAGUUCUGCCUCCAAGAGUGCCCCGACGACGGCGUGGAGCUGCUCCUGAACUUCGUCUACACCGGGGAGCUGAAGCUGGAUCUUGACAACCUGGACAAGGUGCAGCACGCGGCUGCCAGCCUGUGUGUGCCAGAGGCGCUGGCACUCUGUCAGCAGUUCAAGGAAACGUCAGCGGACCCUGUGCCUUUCAAGCGUAAGAGAGGCAGACCUAAAAAGGCUGCACCAGACACAACCCCUCAUUGCUCGGUCAAAAAAGAGAACUUGCUUGCAGUCACAAAAGAUGAGUCCAGUCUCCACACUGACACGGCCAGUUGUAGCAUGGCUGCCACCACUACUACCUCGGCCACCACCACCCGCUCCGGGCGUGUAGUGAAGGGCCCCAGGCGACUGGUGACCGAUGAGAGCCCCACCACCGAUUUUGCAGUGGCCGAAACAGCCGGCAAGAGAGCCCCGAAUGCUCCCGCGGAGAAAGACGGCGGUGAUGCCGCCGUGGACAAUCAAAACCCAGCUCGCCCAACCGGUGAAACUGAGAUGACGGAGUCACAGACUGACAUCAGUGACAAUGGUGUCGCCCGGGUGAUGGAGGAGGCGGAGGAAGAUGAUGACGCGGGGGAUUUCGACGGGAUCGCCGAAGGCUCGGACGAGGAGUACGUGCCCGCUGCCGAGCCCACCUCUUCGGCCCCGUCCACGUCGACGGCACGGAAGCGCAAGGCCCAGAGUAAGGCGGAGAGAAUUGAGAACGGUGAGGCCGUGGAGGAAGACUCCAAGAAGGACGCCGUGCAGUGUCCUGUCUGCGACAAAUCCUUCAAGAGCAAAUACUACCUCAAAGUCCACAACAGGCGGCACACAGGGGAGAGGCCCUUUGGUUGCCUUAAAUGUGGGAAGAGGUACUUCAGGAAGGAGAAUCUUUUGAUACAUGAGAUCAGAGACUGUGCCAGAGUACAAACGUACACCUGUCUGACGUGCUCCUCAACGUUUAACGGAAAAGAACAGCUACGUUUGCACGUUGUGUCCCACACAGGAGAAAUGCCCCACAAGUGUUCAUCCUGUCCUGAACAAUUCAUGUACAAGAAAAACUUGACGAUUCACAUGAUGAAGGUCCAUGGUUAUCCGAAACCACAUGCUUGUCCCCAGUGCCCCAAGACCUUCUUAACUCGGACGGAGCUGCGUGUGCAUGAAGCGGCCAAACAUCGAGGUGAAAAGCCGUUUGUGUGUGAGGAGUGCGGCCAUCGAGCGUCCAGUCGGAACGGCCUGCAGAUGCACAUCAAAGCCAUUCACAGAAACGAGCGCCCUUUUGUCUGUAACCUGUGUGGCCACGCAUUCUCCCAGAAGAACAACCUCAACAUGCACCUGCGUAUACACAGUGGUGAGAAGCCAUACCAGUGUCAUCUCUGCGGCAAAACCUUCAGGACGCAAGCCAGUCUGGACAAGCACCACCGCACACACACCGGCGAGCGUCCCUUUAGCUGCGACGUUUGUGAGCAGCGGUUCACGGAGAAAGGCGCCCUCGUCCGCCACAAGGCCAGCAAGCACGAGGAAGGUCGCCCCCACUGUUGUCACAUAUGUGGCAAAACCUUCAAAGCGAGGGAGCAACUUCGCGUUCAUCUGCGCCGCCACAAAGGCAUGAGGAAGUUUGAGUGUAUAGACUGCGGCUACAAGUUCACUCGACAGGCACACCUGAGACGACAUAUUCAAAUCCACAAACGCACCGAGAACUACAACCCCCGGCAGAGGAAACUGAGGAACGUGAUAGUGCAGGAUGUCGACGGAGGUUCUGGUGAGAACGGAGCAUCUAAAACGGUGGGAGCCUCCCUGAUCGCUGAGCAGUCAGAUUACGCCCCGGACACCAGCGACAUCCGGGACCCCGCAAACCCGGAGACGGACUCCGCGACAGGCCUCGGCUCCAGCUGCAUCGUGAGGGUGGUGAUCGAGUCGAGGGACGCAGUGAUGGAGGAGGUGGUGUCCAAUCAGACCCUGGGACAUGUCGAGGCAGCGGAGGGUUUCUCCGUGCCUGAAGUCUUGCAGCAAACACAGCUGGUCACUGAGGCUUACGAGUCCACGAUGGACAUGGAGGGAAUGGUUGAGAACGGAUCAGAGAGGAAGACCUGAGGGCUGAAGACCAGAGACUGUGUGAAACCCGCUCAGAAAUUCAGGUUACUGUGAAGAACACGUCCUAAAUGAGAAGCACUUAAGUGUGAUGCAGAUGCUGAAGCACAGCCUGAGACGUUUGCACCUACAGAUCCAAAGACGAAACUGCAACAACGUUGGCUACUGUCGAGUCUCUAGCCAUGCAAGUUAACAGUAGCAAGUAAUUUUCACGCUUUCAAUAGUUCAUACACAGUAAGUCAACUGCAUGCUUGUAAAAACUGCUUAAAUAUUUUUUGGUUUGUUUUUAUUAAGCCUCCUUUUAUCAGCGUGCCCACUGCAGCUGGACUCAGAUAAUCAGUCUUCAGUGGCAUUCAGAUACGUUAAUGAAGGUAGGAAGAGUUGGACAGUUUGGGAGAUGGUCUCCUUCUCUUUAUGGUGGAGAGUUAGACAAGAACAUGGCUGCCACUCUCAUAUCUGACCAUUUAAUUCAAGGCUACAGCCAGAAGCUAGUUAGCAUAGCAUAACUUAGCUUCGCAGAAAGACUGAGAACAGGGAAACAGCUAGCCGGGCUCUGUCAAAUUUAAACAAAAUACACUUACCAGAUGGCCACCUGAUUAAAUUGAAACACCUUGGUCAUUUAUUUCAUUUUAUUUAUUUCUUGGGCGCAAAUUUUUGUUGAGAAUUGUUAACACUCAAGUUUUUGUAAAGACUAAAGAAACGAGAUAUAACUUGCUCAUCAAUAGCAAGUAGAGGUGCUGUUGGGCGGAUUAUAUUAUCAUUUGACAGAGCCAGGGUAGCCCCCCCCCAUUUCCAGUCUUUAUGCUAAGCUAAGCGAACCAGCUACUAGCUGUAGCUUCAUAUUUAACAAGAAGA